This is a messenger RNA of Dichomitus squalens LYAD-421 SS1, 243 nucleotides long. RefSeq lists its product as uncharacterized. Bases 1 to 243 code for a protein of 80 amino acids. The record is from RefSeq and is a predicted model, not a curated record. The transcript has 2 exons. NCBI's taxonomy places the organism in Eukaryota, Fungi, Basidiomycota, Agaricomycetes, Polyporales, Polyporaceae. Gene Ontology annotation, molecular function: protein binding.
AUGUUGUCCCUCCCAAUCGAGCUCCAAAUACGUGUCCUACUGAACCUGGAUGACAACGAUACCCUGGCAUGCCGGCAGGUCUGCAAGGAUUUCCUCAAGAUGAUCGAAGAUGCCUCAGUGCAGUACAAGGUCGAGCUUGCCUGCGCGGGCAUGGUCGACGGUGGUCGCUACGGUCCUCCCCCUACCGAUCGCUCGCGGUUGUUGAAGGUGUAUCAGGAUUCAGAGAGCCAGCAGAGAUGCUGA